Molecule: messenger RNA, 990 nt
Organism: Prosopis cineraria
Lineage: Eukaryota; Viridiplantae; Streptophyta; Magnoliopsida; Fabales; Fabaceae
Product: chlorophyll a-b binding protein CP24 10A, chloroplastic-like
Exons: 2
Coding region: 89-871 (260 amino acids)
Biological process (GO): photosynthesis, light harvesting in photosystem I; response to light stimulus
Cellular component (GO): membrane
Source: RefSeq, a predicted model, not a curated record
CAUCAGUAUCCCCAGAAGACACACUACUACGAGCGCAAUCUGUCUCUGUCAUUUUCUCGAGAAAAGUUUCAGAGCAAGAAAAGCGGAGAUGGCAGGUGCUGCAACAUCUGGAGCUGUAUUGAAUGGCUUGGGAUCUUCCUUCUUGUGUGGAGGAAAGAGAAGCCAAUCUCUCUUCGCUGCUAAAUCUGGUUCUGCUAAUAAUAAUGCUGCAAACCCUAAGAGGUUCUUUGUUGCUGCUGCUGCUGCUGCACCUAAGAAAUCUUGGAUUCCUGGUGUUAGAGGUGGUGGCAACUUCAUCGACCCUGAAUGGCUAGAUGGCUCGCUCCCUGGUGACUAUGGCUUUGACCCUCUUGGACUAGGCAAGGAUCCAGCAUUCCUCAAGUGGUACAGAGAAGCAGAGCUCAUCCAUGGCCGGUGGGCAAUGGCGGCGGUUGUCGGCAUCUUUGUCGGCCAGGCAUGGAGUGGAGUGCCGUGGUUCGAGGCCGGAGCCGACCCUGGCGCCAUUGCUCCGUUCUCCUUCGGCUCACUUCUGGGCACACAAUUGCUGCUCAUGGGGUGGGUAGAAAGCAAAAGGUGGGUGGACUUCUUCAACCCUGAUUCACAGUCAGUGGAUUGGGCCACGCCGUGGUCGAGAACCGCCGAGAACUUCGCUAACUCCACCGGCGACCAGGGAUAUCCCGGCGGCAAGUUCUUUGACCCAUUGGGAUUCGCAGGGAAAAUCCAGGAUGGGGUUUACAUUCCUGACAGAGAAAAGCUUGAAAGACUGAAACUUGCUGAGAUCAAGCAUGCUAGGAUUGCUAUGUUGGCUAUGCUGAUCUUCUACUUUGAAGCAGGACAAGGGAAGACACCUCUCGGUGCUCUUGGCUUGUAAAACUAGAAACAUUUUCUGUGUAGAUAAUUGAAUUUGAGGCUAGACAAGUUGCACAUGAAUCUUUGUCCUGUAGAGCCAGUGUGUAGUUCUCCCUAAGAAAUUCAAAUUGUGUGUUCUAA